CACCGUGAUUGCACCAAACGCCCAAUGAUGCACAGCACCUUAGCACCGUUUUAUUUACUUUAAAAUGAAACUUGUCCUGACAAGUUCAAGUUAGGAAAAGAAAAAAUGGCAGAUGAGGACGAAGAUUAUCCUCUCCAUGAGAGUGUUUUUAAUGGUGACAUUGAGAAAGUGAAUAAGUUAUUAGAAACUUGUGAUAUAACCAAGAAAGAUAAGCAUGGUAACACAGCUCUUCACUUGGCAGUAAUGCUUGGACAAAAAGAAUUGAUUGAGCUCCUUGUCUCUCACAAUGCUCCUGUUAAGAGCAAAAAUAGUGAAGGAUGGAGUACCCUGGCUGAAGCUAUCAGCUAUGGUGAUAGAGACACAAUCACUCUGCUGCUGCAGAAGCUCAAGCAACAGUCAAAAGAAGCAAUGGAUGAUCGUCGCCCACAAUUAAUUAAUGCACUUAGUAAAAUGGACGACUUUUACAUGGAGUUAAAAUGGGACUUCCAAAGCUGGGUUCCACUGGUGUCCCGCAUGUUGCCAUCUGAUGUUUGUCGGAUACAUAAGAAAGGUGCCUCUCUGAGGCUAGACACAACGCUGGUGGACUUCAAUAAUAUGCGCUGGGAGCGUGGCGACAUCAGCUUCCUCUUCACUGGCCAGACCAGUUCUGGAGCUCGACCUGCUCAUUCCCUCACUGUUAUUGAUAACACCUUGCGUGUAUAUCAGAGAGUCCGGCAUGAGGAGUGUGAUGCCGAGCUGGAGGACGAGGUGAACAUCAUGAUGAGUUCAGAUAUCGUCUCUGCUCAGAUGAGCAUGAAGGAAAUCACGUUUGCACGAGCCCAGUCUGGCUGGAUAUUCCGAGCUGACAAGAAAGAAGUAGUUGGGAAGUACAGUGCAGAUUUCUACUGCCUCAACGGCUUAUGUAUAGACUCGCACAAGCGUAGGGAGCAUCUCACUGCAGAGGACCUCAUCAAGAACAAGCAGCUCGUUGAGAACCUCACAAAAGGCAGCACCUCGCCUUCUGCAUCAGGGCCGGAGCAGCUGCCACGACGUUCGUCCUUGCCCCCGCCAGCGCCUCCUGCCGUGUCGUGGCACGAGUACAUAUCAGCCCCCUCAGGCGCCCCUCCGCUGCUGGCGCGCCCCCGCGUCAUGAAACACAACACCAAGACAUUCAGGGCUACGGUCGCCAUGAGUGAAGAGUUCCCUCUGACGGUCUCGAUGCUGCUGAGCGUUCUAGAGAUCAUUGCUCCCUUCAAGCACUUCGCCAAGCUCAGGGAUUUCGUCCAAAUGAAACUUCCGCCGGGGUUUCCUGUAAAAAUUGACAUCCCGAUCCUGCCGACAGUGUCUGCAAAAAUUACAUUUCAAGAAUUUGAGUUCCGUCCUGACCUGCCAGACUCGCUGUUCACUAUACCACCUCACUACAUCGAGGACCAGUACCGCUUCCCUGACUUAUGACCACCACCGACCACUCAGGCGCACAAUAAUCAUGAACAGUACCAGUGAACGUGUGAUGGUCAUGUCCAGUACCAGUGAACGUGUGAUGGUCAUGUCCAGUACCAGUGAGCGGGUGUUGGUCAUGUCCAGUACCAGUGAGCGGGUGAUGGUCAUGUCCAGUACCAGUGAGCGGGUGAUGGUCAUGUCUAGUACCAGUAAACGGGUAACUUGUCAUGUCCGGUUCCAAGAGCAAACUAUAACAAAUGUUACAUCAUCAAUUUGUUCACCUAGAACCAGUGGAGAGUGUUUAUUAAUACAUAUUCAGUGCCAGUGGAAGCGUUCUUAUCAUGACCAGCGCCAGUGGAAAAGUAAUUAUUAUGGCCAGCGCCAGUAGAAUCAUUAUUAUAAUGAACUGUGCAGUAAUUAUUUCCAAUUUUAGCCACAAACUCCGUUGCAAAUUGUGCAAUUUGAAGAAAUCGUCCAGUAGAGCUGAAUCUUCUCUCUCAUGUGCCCAGCAGUCAGUACCGGUAAACGUGAUAAUCAUGACAUCUCAUCUGUCCUUCCUGUCUGUCUGUUAAAAUUAUCUAAAACAUGCAUUAUUUGUUCUCUUCAGUGUCUCUACAUCUCUUUGCGUAACUAGAGUUAUUUUAAGCUCACUUCUAUGCAACUUGUCGUUCUCAUAUCAAAAGCAUGACAGGAUUUAGACCGGUUUAUUUCAUUCGUAUAAAUUGUUAUAUUUAUUUUUACUUAUAUAGGAGUAGUAGUCGUGCUUGCAAUUAGAGGGCAUAUUUUAUAAUCUUUAGGGUUUUCUUUACAUUGCACUUAUCAGAAUUUUUUGGGCAUUCUUUUGAAAAUUUAAGAGCGCACAUAACUGUGUACUCUCGUCUCACUGCCAUGCUUCAAAUACUAGCUAAUAAUAAUAGUAACGUAUCCUUCCCGCUUCACAAAUAUUAGAAGUAAUAAUAGGUACUGCUUUCGGUGUUGUCUUGCAAGAGAAAUAGAAUGUGUGAAGCCUGUAUUGAAGACAGUUUUUGCCUUCCACGAGCUCGGCAGGUUGUUCGGCGUAGCCGGUGUUGAGUGAUAUGGUUGAAGAAUGGUAAUUCAGUAAUUUAUUACUGUAGGUAAUAACAGCUUACGAUAGUAUUAAUUAGUUUGGAUGUACCAGCAGCUUAUAGGCACGAGUAUCAACUCUACUUGAUAAUCAUCAAAUGUUCUCAUCUAAAAGCGACACGGAUGCAUUGAUAUAAUAUCUAUCUUUAAAAAAAACCGUAGACAUGUUCCAUGAACUAACACCAGAGCUACCAUGACCACGCAAGACUAUAGUUCAUUAGUAGCAAUGUCAGGCUGUGUAGAUAUACUAGGGUUGGACAUAUACUAUACUAGAAGCGUUGGUUCUUGGCUUAUAACUUAAUCUUGAAAUAUUCCCAAAGUUAGCUUCUGUUGUGCAUUCUUUAACCAUUUUUGUCGACUCUAUUUCUGCAUUUGAUUCAAUUUGCUCACAUCGGACAUGGAUUCAUCAUGGCAUGAAAUUCAGAGUUUUAUUCUGAAAAUAUAUUUUAAACUUAAACCAGAUUUUAUUUGUGCGUAAAAAAUCACUCGCGUUUGAACUUGUAUGAAAUCUGUCGUCCCAGUUCUUCUUCUGUCACAGAAUGACACGCUGUUGUUCAUGAAAAUCUUAUUAAUGUUGGACGAUGUUGUGGAAUUGGAGAGACGAAUCAACUGAUCGUUUCUGAAGGUUGAAUUUUACCCCUUCGUUUGCACAUUGGAUUGUUACAAGGAUUUAUUAUAAAAUUUGUCUGCAUUUUUAAAGCAAAUAUUGAUGUAAAUACACUGCUUUUCCUAUUUAUUGUAUUUAUUAAUGUUAAAUUAUAUCAGAUUUCUUAGUUUGAUUCCAUAUCGAUUCCAUUGUGUUGGGGAUAAAUGAUUUUUUUAGGAUUAAUGUGUUUAAAAGCACCCGUGGGUGGAGGCAGCUACUAAAUAUAUUACAGGAAUAUCAAUAUUAGGUUGUCUCGCGGUAGCUUCUGUCAUAGUAACGGAACUCUUGUUUAGAUGUUAUGAUACUUUAAUGACGAGUUAAUGCAUCCCAGCAUUAAAUAAAUUUUAUAUUCCAAUAAUUGUCUGAAAAGUUAGUAUUAUAGUAUUAACAAGGACCCUAUUAAGUUCAUGUUUGUAUUGAUUUCAAAUGUACCGAUAUUCAGUCCUAGAAAUUAUCGAGAACUGACGGGUUGAAUUAAGACCAUGAAUUUCAAUCAUUCCCUGAAUUGAUCGUUUGAAAACAUGCAAACAAAGUCUGUAACAAAUACUUAACAGUAACCCUUUUCUUUCAAGUCAACUAUUAUUAGGAUAUUUAUCAUAACAUUUAAGUAGCGUAUUUUGUUGCGGUCUGAGGUUAAGAAAUUUUUUCUUUGAUUCGUGAUGAGGUGAGUGUCGGCACGUGUUAACAGAUUGCUUGCCGCUAAUGAGAAUAACCUAGCAGGAAAACUCGGCAAUGUUAGUUUUCUGAUACCUAAUUUCUGAAGUACCAUGUAGGCAAAAAUUUUGAACGUUUACACUGUAAUGUGUUGGGUCAGACGAAAUAAAUGUUCGUGCGCUGGUAUUUAUAGGCGUUUACGUUGAUUUUGUUUGUUUGUUAACAAAGAAGCAUCACAAAUGACGAGGAAUUACAUGCAAGUGCGUGCCUGUCUGAUGCUGACCUACUCCUGCCUGAUGGGCAUGGCUAUUGUUUGUAAGAGACCAUAUUUUCAUUCUCGAUAAUUCUGUGCGUAAGUUUGAUGUGAUCUUACAGUGACGACUUUGAUAUUCAUUUUGACCUCGGGAGGUUCCCCAUGGAAUGCUGCUAUCUUAUUUACUUACACUGUCUACUUGUAAUAUAUUAGAGACUAUAAAAAUAUCCAUGACUAAGUAUUGGUCUUGCAUAAGGGUGCAUCAGUGCAUUAUUUCUCGAUAGAACGCGUAGUUUGAAUGGGUGCUACUGAUGUAAGUGCUACUGUUUAGGUAAUAGCCAUACUUUAGACCAAUCUUGUCGCAAAUGUACAUAGGUCUUAAGAAAUAGCUAUGCUUUUCGCACCAAAUGAUCCGUCACAUGUAGUGUGUCGAUUAUUCUGUAUGCAUUAUCAAUAGCGUGUUGAGGCUGGCUGGCCUAGAAUGCAAUCUUGACUUUCAGGAAAGGUAGCUAGGCUGCUUGCUAGGUUCAGUGUGUAGUGGCGUUGGCGAUACUGCUUAUUUUCCGCAUUUUGUCACCAUGGGAGUAUCUUAUACAUUUUAUCAACUUAUUUUGUGAUAACUUUAUUUUCCUCUAUGUUAAGAGUCGUAGUCAACACAUGUAUUAGUUGCAUCGCAACACGUCAUCUUGUGUACCAGAGUUGUUGGUAAUUGCUUUUUUUUCCGCGCAUGAGAUCCUGAUGUUUUUAUUGAAAAAUAUUUACUCUUUGGACGCGACUUUUCUUUUAUUUUAGUGCCCGUAUUAAAUUUAUUUUUGUAUUCUGUAUCCAUGUUUUUGUUGUAAAGUGCCGUACGUCACUGGCUUUAUAAUGCUAUAAUUUGAAAAUGUUGGGAUCGCCACUCUCAAGAGGUAACUAUGGACAGUAUGGUUGAUAUAAAGGACUUCUAAGUAACAUCAUUCAGUUUGAAGGGGAUAAAGAAAAAUAUUGAAAUCUGAUAUAUUCUGAAGUCACAGCGCCUGUUGCACGUCUAGUCGUCUUUUGCUUUAGUUAUCUUAGGCAUUAAUCCUUCUUUAUCAAUACAUUAA
Hyalella azteca is the source of this 5161-nucleotide messenger RNA. Its product is annotated as ankyrin repeat domain-containing protein 13C-B. The transcript has 10 exons. The record is from RefSeq and is a predicted model, not a curated record. Gene Ontology annotation, molecular function: protein binding. Gene Ontology annotation, cellular component: cytoplasm. Lineage: Eukaryota; Metazoa; Arthropoda; Malacostraca; Amphipoda; Hyalellidae. Bases 106 to 1434 code for a protein of 442 amino acids.